CGCACCGCGGGCUGGCCCCGCUCGCUCGGGCCGGUCACUCCCGCUCCGGGCUCGCUUGGGCUCCGCACGGACGGGCGGCAUCGGCUCUCCCGGCGGGCUCGCUUCUCCCGGCAGGAUCGCUUCUCCCGGCAGAGCCCAUGUCCGCCGCGCCCGUCCGCUCCCCGACGCUGCGGCCGCACAGGAUGAAGAAAGAGGAGUCGUUCCUGGGCAAGCUCGGCGGGACCCUGGCCAGGAAGAAGAAAGCCAAGGAGGUGAGUGACCUCCAAGAAGAAGGUAAAAAUGCCAUCAACGCUCCAAUGAACCCAAGCACUGUGGACAUCCAUCCAGAAGACACACUAUUAGAGGAGAACGAGGAGCGCACCAUGAUCGAUCCCAACUCAAAAGAAGACCCCAAGUUCAAGGAACUGAUCAAGGUUCUGAUUGACUGGAUUAACGAUGUGCUGGUGGAGGAGAGAAUCAUUGUCAAACAGCUGGAGGAGGACCUCUAUGAUGGGCAGGUGCUGCAAAAGCUGCUGGAAAAACUGGCUGACCGCAAACUGAACGUGGCAGAGGUGACACAAUCUGAAAUUGGUCAGAAGCAGAAGUUGCAGACAGUUUUGGAAGCUGUCCAUGAUUUACUCCGACCCCAUGGCUGGACAAUCAAGUGGAAUGUUGACUCCAUCCAUGGCAAGAAUUUGAUUUCCAUCCUUCACCUGCUGGUGGCUUUGGCCAUGCAUUUCCGAGCUCCCAUCCGGCUGCCCGAGCACGUGUCUGUGCAGGUGGUGGUUGUAAGGAAACGAGAAGGCCUCCUCCAGACCACCCAUGUUUCAGAGGAGCUGACCACCACCACAGAGAUGAUGAUGGGAAGAUUCGAGCGCGAUGCCUUUGACACUCUUUUUGAUCACGCACCAGACAAGCUCAGCGUAGUCAAAAAGUCUCUGAUCACCUUUGUGAACAAACACUUGAAUAAACUGAAUUUGGAAGUAACAGAGCUGGAAACCCAGUUUGCAGAUGGUGUUUACUUGGUUUUGCUCAUGGGUCUCCUUGAGGACUAUUUUGUUCCACUUCACAACUUCUACUUGACACCUGAAAGUUUUGAUCAAAAGGUGCACAAUGUUUCUUUUGCUUUUGAGCUGAUGCAGGAUGGAGGCCUGAAGAAGCCAAAAGCUCGCCCUGAAGAUGUUGUCAACUUGGACCUGAAAUCUACCCUCAGGGUUCUGUACAACCUUUUCACAAAGUACAAGAACGUUGAGUGAUCCUGGAAGCUGCUGAGGUCUCUUCACCCUUCAACCUCCUCAGGCAGAAGUUACAAUAAACAUGCCCUCUGCAUGCUCCCAUUGUGCCUUAUGCUAUGUGUACUUCAUGCAUUCUUCCUACAGUUGAUGUGUUCUCUCUGUAGCUGUUUGUAAAACAACCCCACUAAAAAUGAUGCAUGUGUAUUCUCUAGGUCACUUGAAAAUGUGUAGGUAUUUCACACUUUUGCCAAAUGGAUCUGUUGUUUGCUAUAACCCACAAAUGUUCUUUUGAGAAAGGAAAUAUACCACUAACUACUUUAAUAAGCAGGGAAAACAUGAGACCUUCCUCAUGGCUUGAGAUUCUUUGCUUCUGCAGAAGGCUUUCUUCUGCAUACUCCUUGCUUGCAGCUGGCAUUUGAUGAUUUUCCAGGCUUAGAGUGUUAACAACAGCAAAUCACCAUUGGAAUUUAUUUAGAAGCUGAGCCUUUUCUAUCAAAUAAGGGUUUGUAUGUUCUGUUGGGUGGUUGGGCUGAGGGGAAUUAUAGGCACUGUCUGAAGCUGAUGGCAAAACUUCAGUGUUUGUGUUCACCUCUUUCUACUCAGUGUUACUUGCAUUGUGUUUACACAGGACAAGCCUUGCAAUGGGAUGACCAAUUAAUCUUCUGAUGUCUAGUUUUUAUUUAAUCUCUCUUCUAGGAGAAAUUUGGUUGCUUAGGGCCACUGUCACCUGCUAAGCAGGCAGCUUCAGUCAGGUUGGUCAGGAGCUGGUCACACAGGCAGGGGCUGGGUUUGUGCAUUUCCCCCAGUCCUUCCUGAAAACAUCAGAGGGAAUGUGCACCUGAGACACCUGAGUGGGUUUUUGAGGAGAGCUUUGUGGAGGAAAUGGGAUUGGCAUGUGCAGAGUAAAUGAUAUGAGGGUUAUGCAUUCAAUAUCACCCUUUGAGCACAUAGAGAUUUGAUUGCUGCUUUUAUCUAUCACAGCAGCAACUUUUGUUUCAUGGGCAGCCAUUCCUUUGGGUGAAACACUAGGCAGAGUGCCCUGAAGGAGAGCAGGUAGAAUUGCUCUGCUCCAUGGGCUCACUUGAGUCCUGUUGUAAGUCAGCAUCUUCUUUCCCUAAAAAUCGAUUUUUUUUACUGCAAACAUUUGCUUUUGAGCUCAGGUUCAAGAGGAAACAUGCUAUUUGAAUGGUAUAAUUUUACAAUUGGGAUUUUCUCCUUCUCUUCUCAAACAUUUUUUCAUCUCAAAGGGACAGAAAUGAGCUUCUGCUUCUUUGCUUUGUAUUUUUGGGUUCUGAGUUUUAGUAUUUGGAUUAGUUGGAUCACCUCCCCUCACACCUCUAAAAAUAAAAGAUGGUAGGAAGUUGUCAUUUCUUUGCAUGAAAAAUUCAGAUCCCCUCUGCUCUGCAAAGCUCUCUGGGGAAUUUUUGCAUGCUUGUCCUUCCCAAAGGAGCUGACCUCUGCUGUUUGUGCUGAGCCUGGAACAAGUGGAUGUGCAGUUCAGAUGGGGCCACUGAACUCCACCACAACACAACAGAGGAGACUUGCACAGGUGCUAGGUCCUGGUGGGACAGCUCUCCUGGCAGGGGAAUGACAUUGGUCCAACUUUUGUGCUGAGAAAUAAAGGUAUCAUGAGGCUGGAAGGUCACUGAACUGAAAGGUCUCUCGAACUUUUAGUUCAAUGCAGGGUUAUUUGCAGGAAGCAAGUUUGUUAAAGAAUUGUCAUUCCACCCACCUUCCUUCAGGUGAUGUGCAGGUGCCAGCUCUGUUUAUAUUCUCUGAGUUGCUGGGAAAGACCUCCAGAGAGUGUAGUUUUUGAAAUUGCAAGCAGUAUUAAUAUAAAAAGAAAAUAUUGGUGAGGGUGAUUUGGCUCUGAGAGGGGAAGGGCUGUUUUGGAACAGCUGGCACCUUCAGGGCACAUGGGCAGAGCUGAGCAGGUUAUGACAGGUUGUAAGAGUGUCUGCUUUGUUGAAUUAUGUGUUUCUGGUCCCCUUGCUACAACCAUGGGUCUCCUUUAGCAUUCCUUCUGUUAAUAUAUCCCUGUCAGCCAGGACUGCUCCCUGGAUCAGGUGUCACAGCCCAUCCUCUUGUGGUUUUGGUUGUUGGUAGAUGUUGCACAGGGAAAACACUUCUUUCAUUCCUUGGCUCCUGGCAGUCUGGCCAGCUCACUGUUCUGUAGACAUUGUGUUAUUGUUAACCAGAUUUGUGAGCAGGACAAAUUGAAGUGUGGCUUCAUCCCAGUCAGCCCAGCUUCCAGGAGGAGCUGUGCAGGUGAAGCUUCUCUGAAAGCCUGCUUUUGUCAUACCUGUCUGUGACACAGGCACAAUAAUUCUUUGCCUCUCAGACAGCUGAGUCAGUGUUAAAAAUGUUAUUCAUGAUGUAUUUGUGUUACUGGGGUUUUACAUAUGGGUUUAUCUGGAAUGCUGAAUGCUCUGCAGCAUUAAACUCCCACAUUUUUAAGUACAUAAUGAAUGUGUCUUUUCCAGUCCAUAGAACUUUACUUUCAGGUGCAUUUACUUGACACAUUCAGUUACAGUGAGCUGUACUACCACAGAAAAAGCUCAGAUAGUUCUUAGCUGCAUUCUGUUUUUCAAGAUGAAAAACCAACAGUGUCAGUUUUUAAAAACCAGUUUAAACCUUAUAGGAUUUCUUACUCAUCUUCCCUACACCCUAGUGCUUUCAGUAUUAAUGUAUUUUUUAAAAGUCUUUUCUACUGUUUUUAACAGUGUUUACUCUGGAUUUCUAACUACUAAAAACCAGCCUUUCAGAUAAAAUUCUGGACUUGUCAUAUGCUGGAGAUAUCCAUCUUAGUGAUAAGAGUUUCUGUACUGUAAGCAAGUUACAAUGCAAUGCUAUGUUUGCUAAAAUUCACAGCAGGAGUGUUUAUGCAUGGUUUUUGACAGUUGUACUAUUUAUUCAAAUAAACAAAUAAUGAUCACUA
Molecule: messenger RNA, 4152 nt
Organism: Catharus ustulatus (Swainson's thrush)
Lineage: Eukaryota; Metazoa; Chordata; Aves; Passeriformes; Turdidae
Gene: PARVB
Product: parvin beta
Exons: 13
Coding region: 138-1235 (365 amino acids)
Biological process (GO): substrate adhesion-dependent cell spreading; lamellipodium assembly; establishment or maintenance of cell polarity
Cellular component (GO): actin cytoskeleton; focal adhesion; cytoplasm
Molecular function (GO): actin binding
Source: RefSeq, a predicted model, not a curated record